GGCCGGGGCGAGCUUCCUGGUGUCACCCCGAGAGGGCGCCGGCCGCAGCGCCGCCCGCAGAGCCUUGAGGCCGGAAGCCGCGCUGCGCCGCCCCGCUCGCCACAGCAGCCGCCAUGAAGGCCGUGGUUCAGCGCGUCACCCGGGCCAGCGUCACAGUUGGAGGAGAGCAGAUAAGUGCUAUCGGACGAGGCAUCUGUGUGUUGCUGGGGAUUUCUCUGGAAGAUACGCAGAAGGAACUGGAGCACAUGGUCCGGAAGGUCUUAAACCUGCGUGUGUUCGAGGACGAGGGCGGGAAGCACUGGUCCAAGAGUGUGAUGGACAAACAGUACGAGGUGCUGUGCGUCAGCCAGUUCACCCUGCAGUGCGUGCUCAAGGGGAACAAGCCCGACUUCCACCUGGCGAUGCCGGCGGAGCAGGCGGAGGGCUUCUACAACAGCUUCCUGGAGCAGCUGCGCAGGGCCUACAGGCCCGAGCUCAUCAAAGAUGGCAAGUUCGGUGCCUACAUGCAAGUCCACAUUCAGAACGAUGGGCCUGUGACCAUAGAGCUGGAAUCCCCGGCCCCCGGUGCUGCGACCUCCGACCCGAAGCAGCUGUCCAAGCUUGAAAAACAGCAGCAGAGGAAAGAGAAGACCAGAGCCAAAGGGCCUUCCGAGUCCAGCAAGGAAAGAGCCGCUCCUCACAAAGAGGACCGCAGCGCCAGCAGCGGGGCCGAGGGGGACGUGUCCUCUGAGCGGGAGCCGUAGGCGCGGGGACCGCACUCAGUGCGUUAUCAUUGGGCAGAACUGGAUCCUGAAAAAUUCAUGAGAGAUGCUAGGCACCUACAGUACUUGAAGGAUUUGGAACUGAAUCCUGAAAAGGAAGAUGGAAGUAAGAAACUGGGACCCUGAUUAGCCCUGCAAAAACAAAAAACAAACACAAAAACAAAACACCAAAGGAGCGUUAACGCUUGCUGUCACUGCUGUGAUUUAAUAGAGGAAGUGGGUGCUGCCAGCGUUGGGGGAUGCGCCCCACGCCCGGGCAGCGAGGCUCCACCCAUGCCUCCCCCACAGAAGGGCCGUGUUGGCGCCUCUGAUAUCUUGGCUUGCUUUUGGAACAGGCUGGCCCAACGUCAUUUGCCAUCGAGUCCUCCUUUCACACUGUGGUGUAUUUCUGCGUGUCCGUGGUGAGUCUUAAAUGCAUUCAUGCUGUCUGUGUUUCCCCAGUGCUGGCUAAGCCAGGGCUCCCGUUACGGUGCAGAGAACAGUCACCAGUGAUAAUGUAUUAUGUGAGACCUUCGCAUCUUGUACAUUUUCUCUUUUUUCUAAAAAUAAAUAAAAAAACUCCAAACCUCAACAAACCA
Molecule: messenger RNA, 1339 nt
Organism: Camelus dromedarius (Arabian camel)
Lineage: Eukaryota; Metazoa; Chordata; Mammalia; Artiodactyla; Camelidae
Gene: DTD1
Product: D-aminoacyl-tRNA deacylase 1
Exons: 6
Coding region: 114-743 (209 amino acids)
Biological process (GO): tRNA metabolic process
Cellular component (GO): cytoplasm
Molecular function (GO): D-tyrosyl-tRNA(Tyr) deacylase activity
Source: RefSeq, a predicted model, not a curated record